ACAAAUAGGGAUGCAGAACGCAUGCGCACUAAGCUCCGUUUACUGUAGGAUAUUCACUGUGGAGGAAAAAAACGGAGGCAGGCAGGGAAGGCAGGCAACAAAUCGGGCUUUUCAGAAAAACAUAAAAUGCCGACUGGUGCAAUGUAAAUAAUCUACCAGAGACAAAGGACCCGGGAUUAUCAACAGGUAGGGAUUUUUGACUGAUUUGGGCUUCGAGAUGAACGUCUUGGUUUGAGCCUUUUCCUUUUUUCUUUUUUGGCCUUGUCUUGUCUGUCUGGGCGAUUCACAUAGAGCGAAGACUUGGGAAUGACUCUAGUCUAAUGGACGCACGGAUACGUUACAGGGUUUUGGAUACAACGACGGCACCGUUUGUUUUUAAGGGGACGUGUCGGAUUUAAACGAGCGUAAACGACACGACUGGCACACGGAGGAUGCAUAAUCUAUUAACACGGAUGUUUUUCAAGGUGUGAUGAGACAAAGGAACAAAGGAUGCCUUAGAGCUGAGGUUGCCUAUAUGCCUGGAAACCUCUUCAAAGCACACCGCCAAAUGGAUGUAACGCCUCCCCUUGCUGCCUCUAGAUCAUGAUACUCAGCUGAAGCUAUCCCCGCUAUCUAUAUGAUCCCUCCUCCAUCUAUGGCGAACUAUAGCCAUGCAGGGGACCACACCAUCUUGCAGAAUGUCUCUCCUCUUGCCACGUUCCUUAAACUGACCUCUCUGGGUUUCAUCAUUGGUGUCGGUGUAGUCGGCAACCUCCUGAUCUCCAUCCUGCUGGUCAAAGACAAGAGCUUGCACCGAGCGCCAUACUAUUUCCUGUUGGACCUGUGUGCAUCGGACAUCCUGCGCUCAGCAAUCUGCUUCCCCUUUGUUUUCACCUCCGUCAAGAAUGGAUCGGCCUGGACGUACGGCACGCUGACCUGCAAAGUCAUCGCCUUCUUGGGGGUGCUUUCCUGUUUCCACACGGCGUUCAUGUUGUUUUGUGUGAGCGUCACGCGGUACCUAGCCAUUGCGCACCACCGCUUCUACACCAAGCGGCUGACCUUCUGGACGUGCUUGGCAGUCAUUUGCAUGGUGUGGACGUUGUCGGUGGCGAUGGCGUUCCCCCCGGUGCUGGAUGUAGGGACAUACUCGUUUAUUCGAGAGGAGGACCAGUGCACGUUCCAGCACCGCUCCUUCAGGGCCAACGACUCGCUGGGCUUUAUGCUGCUGCUGGCUCUCAUCCUCCUGGCCACACAGCUGGUUUACCUCAAGCUCAUUUUCUUUGUUCAUGACCGCCGGAAAAUGAAACCGGUCCAGUUUGUGCCUGCCGUCAGCCAGAACUGGACCUUCCACGGGCCGGGGGCUAGCGGGCAGGCCGCGGCUAACUGGUUAGCGGGGUUUGGACGUGGGCCCACCCCGCCCACUCUGCUGGGCAUCCGGCAGAACAGCAACGCAGCGGGACGGCGCCGCCUGCUGGUGCUGGACGAGUUCAAAACGGAGAAGAGGAUUAGUAGGAUGUUCUACAUCAUGACCUUUUUCUUCCUGGCUCUGUGGGGGCCCUAUCUGGUGGCCUGUUACUGGAGGGUGUUUGCUAGGGGCCCAGUGGUCCCUGGGGGCUACCUGACCGCAGCCGUGUGGAUGAGCUUCGCCCAGGCCGGGGUCAACCCCUUCAUCUGCAUCUUCUCCAACAGGGAGCUGCGACGCUGCUUCAGCACCACUCUCCUCUACUGCAGAAAAUCCAGGUUACCAAGGGAACCUUACUGCGUUAUAUGAAGGCUCUCUGGGUCUCUGUGUUCCCAGAUUGAUCUGUACAGCGCUCUUUUCUUUUCAUCCUCUGUCUCUCCUGCUCUGACCCAGGCUUGGAGUUAGAAGCUGGACUGUCGGGCCCUGCCUAAGUGAUUGAAUAUAAUGGUAUCCAACAUGGAGGCUGAGGGGAAUAGAAUUAGAUACAGGAGGUGAGGAGCUUCUCCUGUUUUUGUUCCAGACUUUGUGGAAAGGCCAUGCAAAUGCAGAGAUUAAAAAAAAAAAAAAAAAAAAAAAAAAAAAAUGACAAGCAAUGAUAACCUCUUGCUUUGGAUAUUUUAAAGAUGCUACAUUUGUAAGGUGUGACAUAACUAAAAUAAGAAAAGAAAAAAUUCAGAAACAAAGAAACGAUACCUCUCAAGGAAUCACUGGAAAUGUUUUGCAUUUUAAGAGUUGCACUAAAAGAAGAUGUAAAGAUGCUUUUUUGGUCUACAGUUGGCAAUUGAAUUGCAAGGACAACCUUUUCUCUUUUUUCCAAACUAACAUUGAAUGCUUUAAUUUGCAACAGACUACACAAUCGCUGUAAGUAAAGCAAAACAUGGUGACUAUUGGAAUACACCAUCUCGGAAGGAUAAAAUGGUUUUAAUGUAAGUGAUAUCUUUUUCAUUUCCUGGGAGGGGGCUCACCGAUGGGGGAUUUACAAUGUGUACUUUUUGAAGUUGCAACUUAAGAACUAGAGAUGAUUUCUUGUAGUUUUCUGAUCCAUACGUCCUCAGUGUCUGGCAUUGUUGUUUUUUAUUAUCAUCCUUUAUUAUAAAAAAGAGGAAAAAAAUGGAAGUGAUGUUUGGAUUCUUUUGAAGUUGCUUUUGAAGAUCAACCUUGUGCUUAAAAAAGACAUUGAAGAAGUAGUUAAAUGUUUGGUCAUCUCCAUGUACCCACACAUAUUGUCACAGUACUGCUGAUGCCACUCCGGGUGUUCUUGCCUUAACGGUUCUGAUACUGUCAUAUUUGUUAUUUAUUCAUGUUUUUUCUUUAGAUUCAAGGAGAUUUCUGUUUACACCAACCAUCAAUUUGAUGUGCAUGUUGAUUUGACAAGCUGGUCCACUCCCAUGAGCACUAAACAGCCCAUAUUAAUUCUGCAUUGGUUUUGCUACACCCCACUAUUUGCUCACAGCACUGGGAGACAUGUAUGAAUGGGUGUCACUGCAAAUAUUACUUUUGAUGUAUGGGUGCAUUUGGAGCAUUCAACUUCACUUCAAGACCAGAGCCUUAGUACAAAAAACUUGCACAAUUUGUAAAAAAUGUAAAAGUAAAAAAAAAGACACUUAAGGCACACUGUCUUGUUAUACUUUCCCUAACAUUUGCUCUGAUUGUUUUCAAAGACUUACUUUUUUCUC
Periophthalmus magnuspinnatus is the source of this 3117-nucleotide messenger RNA. It is a transcript of the gene gpr85, whose product is annotated as G protein-coupled receptor 85. Gene Ontology annotation, biological process: G protein-coupled receptor signaling pathway. The coding region runs from base 617 to 1750 and encodes 377 amino acids. The transcript has 2 exons. Gene Ontology annotation, molecular function: G protein-coupled receptor activity. Lineage: Eukaryota; Metazoa; Chordata; Actinopteri; Gobiiformes; Gobiidae. Gene Ontology annotation, cellular component: plasma membrane. The record is from RefSeq and is a predicted model, not a curated record.